AUGGGAGCCCCUCCCGUCUUCGUCCUCCUGUGUCUACAGCUGAUUCUUGUGGCGCCGUGGCAGGGCGAGACAUCAGCUAGAGCUCUCAACUUCACGAGGCAGGAUUUCCCUCCGGACUUCAUCUUUGGGGCAGGCACAUCAGCGUAUCAGUACGAGGGGGCAACCGAUGAAGAUGGAAGGAGCCCAAGCAUCUGGGACACUUUUACUCAUGAAGGGAGGAUGCCGGACACGAGCACCGGUGAUCUGGGCUCAGACGGCUACCAUAAAUACAAGGAGGAUGUGAAGCUGAUGAGUGAUACUGGCCUGGAGGCCUACCGCUUCUCCAUUUCUUGGUCCAUGCUUAUUCCAAGAGGAAGAGGACCCAUCAACCCCAAGGGGCUCGAGUAUUACAACAAUCUGAUAAACGAGCUAGUAAAACUUGGAAUUGAGAUACACGUGAUCCUGUACCAGCUGGAUUUCCCUCAGAUCCUGGAGGACGAGUACCAGGGGUGGCUGAGCCCCAGGGUCGUGGAGGACUUCACGGCGUACGCGGACGCGUGCUUCAGGGAGUUCGGCGACCGGGUGAGGCACUGGACCACCAUGGACGAGCCCGCCAUCGCCGCCGUCGGCGGCUACGACAGCGGCACCUUAGCGCCCGGCCGCUGCUCCAAGCCGUUUGGCCGGGACGAUGACUGCCCCGCGGGCAACUCCACCGUGGAGCCGUACGUCGCCGCGCACAACUCCAUCCUGGCUCACGCCUCGGCCGUCAAGCUGUACCGAGACAAGUACCAGGCCACGCAGCAGGGCGUCGUCGGCAUGAACGUCUACACCCACUGGUGCUACCGCUUCUCGCCGAGCCCAGCGGACACGGCAGCAGUUCAAAGGACACUAGACUUCGUGAUUGGUUGGACCCUUGACCCCUUGGUGUACGGUGACUACCCCAAGACCAUGAAGGAGAAGGUUGGGUCCCGCCUCCCGCUGUUCACCGAAGAGCAGUCGGCGAUGAUCCGGGGAGCCACUGAUUUCAUCACUGUAAACCACUACACAUCAGUGUACAUCAGCGAUCGAUCGGAUAGUGCAGAGACCGGGCGGCCCCUCGAUGUCUACGGCGACAUGUCUGUUGCCUUCAGAUGUAAGUUCAAUUUUAAGAGUUUUGUUCCAACCAACAUGGUUGUCGAUCCACAGGGGCUGCAAUGUUUGCUCGAGUACCUCAGCGACACCUAUAAGAACAUUCCUGUCUACGUGCAAGAAAAUGGUUUUGCACAGGACUCAAAAGAAUCCAUCUAUGACCAGAAGAGAGUGGACUUCUUGAGAGGCUACAUAGGCAGCACCCUUGCUGCUUUACGUAAUGGUGCAAACGUGAAGGGAUACUUCGUUUGGUCAUUCCUUGACUUGUACGAGUUCUUGGCAGGCUACGGUUCACGAUAUGGUCUUUACCAUGUCGAUUUUCAGGAUGCAGAACUGCCAAGGAAGCCAAAACUCUCAGCCCAGUGGUACUCCAAAUUCUUGAGUGAUGUCGGAAUAAAAGUAGAGAAGACAAACAUCAGUACCGAUGCAAGUUCACAUGCUGAACAGUGAAACUUACUUGUACUGCAAAUAAAGGAGCGUUUCUCUA
This is a messenger RNA of Panicum hallii, 1594 nucleotides long. Its product is annotated as beta-glucosidase 22-like. The record is from RefSeq and is a predicted model, not a curated record. NCBI's taxonomy places the organism in Eukaryota, Viridiplantae, Streptophyta, Magnoliopsida, Poales, Poaceae. The transcript is spliced from 12 exons. Bases 1 to 1557 code for a protein of 518 amino acids. Gene Ontology annotation, biological process: carbohydrate metabolic process. Gene Ontology annotation, molecular function: beta-glucosidase activity.